CUGUUCCUCGUAACGAACGCGAGGCUAGAGCAGCGGCGGCGUCGUGACUCGUGUUUCGUUGCGCGUACGUGCGGGCAGUUUUUUUUUUAACGUGAUUUACAGAGCGGCGUAUUACGAUUCGAGUGAGCGAGGCUCGAGUGGCUAUCAUCGCGCGUACGAGGGGCGCUCGCACAUCGGUUUAAUCGUCAAUUUCAGUUUCUUUUCUACGUUUUUUCCCCUUCCACCGAUUAUCAAUGGACACGUCUGUCGGCUACCAUGCUACCACGGAGACGGCAACGGCUGGAACGAUGGUGUCAUCUAAUCAGCCGAGGAAGACAAAAAUAUUUGUCGGCCGGCUGCCGGAAAAUUGUCGCAACGAGGAGUUGCGGCAAUUGUUCUUGCGCUUCGGUGAAGUAACCGAAUGCGAUGUAAUGAAUCGAUACGGCUUCGUCCACAUGGCGCGGGAGGAGGAUGCGGCGGCGGCGAUCAAGGCACUCCACAAUUCCAACUUCAAGGGGGCGACGAUCAACGUGGAACAGUCGACCGGAAAGUCACGCGGCGGCGGAGGAGGUCGCCGAGACGAUCGAAGAGGUGGACCAAUGAGAGGUGGUAGGGGGGGACGAGACGGUGGUAGAGACGCUCGUCCUGGACCAUACAAUGAUAGAAGAGUUCUUCCGAUCCAACUCGUUGGUUACGAUGGAUCUGCUGCAGGUGGCGUCGCGACCGGGUACACCGAUUACAAUCGCGGGGCUGGCGACUUUAGCGGCCGUGGGGCGGACUUUGGUGCCGGCUACGAUCGCGGGGCUUACGGUCAGAACGUGGGUGGUGCGGCGAUGGGUUACACUUCGACGGCGCCGGGGAUGGGCGGCGGAUAUGGGCCAGCUACCGGCGCCGUGGGCGGAUACGGGCCGACCGGCGCAACAGACUAUGGACGAACGGCCGAUUAUGGCCGCGCCGAUUUCGGCGCUAGAACAGACUAUGGUAAUCACGGUGUAGUUGGUGGUGGCAUGGCCGGAGAUUUUAAUCGUGGCGCACCUGGUCCGGUAGAUUACGGUCGCACCGAUAAUUUCGGUGCCAGCCGCACUGUUGAUUAUACAGCAAGAAAUGAUUAUGACCGAAGUGCGGCUGGGCCAAUGAGAAACGGUGGUGGCGCUGUUGCCACUACUGGGUAUGGGACUGGGUACACUGAUGUUGGAUAUGAUGAGAGCCACUGGGGAAUGAGCACUGGACCUAGCUACAGCACAGGGGCACCUAGUUACAGCACUGGUCCAGGACCACAAGCUGAUAUGUUUAGUAGAAGACCUGGCAGUGCCGUGCCCAGUGGCAGUUAUCCACCAAUUGCUGGCGGUUAUGCCGAAGGAUAUGAUAGACCAGACGCAUAUGGUCCUCCACGUGGCGGCGGACGCUUCCCAGGUCCGGCAGACGCGAUGCCACCGAGGUACUAAGCGUGUACUAAACGCACUAGCGCAUGCGAAAGGCGACCGAAAACAAAAAAAAACCGUAAAAAAAACAUCGCCGCCUUUCAGCAGCGAUCAUUCGCUUAUCGGACUCGAUUACCUAGGAAUUGCCCUCUGCGUCCGUCGUUGAGUCCACGAUAAUUAUAAUGAAAACUAUAUAAAACUUACAAUAGAACUUAAUAACGUAAUUAUAUCGUAAAAUAUGGUAAGGAUAAGAUUAUCAAUAGAUGAUAAUCAUUAAUUGAAUCUAAGCCCAGUUUUUUUUUUAAAUACACUAUGAAUCAGUUUAUAAAUUAAUCGAUUAAUCAAUUUAUUAUUGAUAUACUUCAUUGUGCUAGUAUAUUGUAUGUUUGAAGAAAAUUUGUCGGCAUUACAUUAUUCGUGCAGUUUAUGUUCAUAAUGUCUUUUUGUCCUUACUGUCUCUUUUUCUGCAAACAAGAUAAAGCCAAGUAUGUGGGUCUAACAUUUUUCUCAAUUUAAUUCUCUCAAUGCCCACAUUAUAGUAUGUAGAUAAUUUUGUUUUAUCUCGUAGCAUUAAUUCUACAAAAAGUGACUUAUACGAUACAAUAACAAUGCUGUAUAAUCUUUUUUUUACAUAUAAGAACUUGAUUAAUGUUUUCAAAUGUUCACUCAUUAAACAAAAAAUAGAAAUAAAUUAUUACAAUGUACCUUUAUAUAAAACAAAUAAAGUGCAAAUGUGAAUGCCCUAAA
This is a messenger RNA of Solenopsis invicta (red fire ant), 2147 nucleotides long. RefSeq names its product RNA-binding protein 4.1. NCBI's taxonomy places the organism in Eukaryota, Metazoa, Arthropoda, Insecta, Hymenoptera, Formicidae. The transcript has 8 exons. Gene Ontology annotation, molecular function: mRNA binding. Gene Ontology annotation, cellular component: cytoplasm; cytosol; nucleus. The coding region runs from base 234 to 1424 and encodes 396 amino acids. The record is from RefSeq and is a predicted model, not a curated record.